This is a messenger RNA of Lactuca sativa (garden lettuce), 5897 nucleotides long. RefSeq names its product DDB1-CUL4 associated factor 1 (gene DCAF1). The record is from RefSeq and is a predicted model, not a curated record. Gene Ontology annotation, biological process: protein ubiquitination. Gene Ontology annotation, molecular function: protein binding. NCBI's taxonomy places the organism in Eukaryota, Viridiplantae, Streptophyta, Magnoliopsida, Asterales, Asteraceae. Gene Ontology annotation, cellular component: nucleus; Cul4-RING E3 ubiquitin ligase complex.
GAUCCUUUUCGAGGCCUGUUGCAAAAUUCCCAAAAUUUGUAGGGAAACACACAUUCGCACGCCUCUCAUAUAAACUACUCUUCUCAAACACACAGUCGUACCAACGAGGAAUUCCCUUUCAAUUCAGAAUCAAUUCAUUCAACAAUUUGUGUAUAUAUAUAUCGCCGCGAUUCAAUCCUACACGAAUUAAUCAUCUACGUAUUUUGCUGUUCGACAAUGGAGGCCGCUGCAGACGAUUUUCAAACGGAAGGAGCUGCGGCGCCACCGCCACCGCCACCACCUGAACCGAUUCCCCCGGUGGAAGAGGAUGACGAAGACGAGGAAUAUGAAGAGGAAGAAGAGGAGGAGGAGGAUGACGAAGAAGAAACGAAUAACGAAGACGAAAUUCUGAUAGCGAAAGCUCAGGGACUGAUAGACAAGAUCACCGCCUCUCCUGAUAACCCUAAGCCCAUAUGUCUUCAUGCCCUAGCCUCCAUUCUCGAAACCCAAGAAGCCAGGUACAUGGAGGAAACUGGGCAUUCCUCUUUAAACAAUGGUCGUGCUUCCUAUAACAUCGGGCGUUUGGGAAACUUACUCAGGGAUAAUGAUGAAUUCUUUGAAUUGAUAUCUGUAAAGUUUCUAUCCGAAACUCGAUAUCCAAUAUCUGUUCAGGCAGCUGCUCUAAGACUUCUCUUCAGUUGCUCACUCACUUGGAUGUAUCCACAUGUUUUUGAAGAAACCGUUUUGGAGCACAUAAAACAAUGGGUCAUGGAUGGGUCAACAAGGUCUUCUUCUGAAGAUCACAAGGGCAAAAACGGGUCUAGUGUAAAACAAUCAUCCGAUUCUGAAAUGUUAAAAACCUAUUCUACUGGACUUCUUGCUGUAUGCUUAGCUGGUGGAGGUCAAGUUGUGGAAGAUGUUCUCACAUCCGGAUUAUCCGCCAAACUUAUGCGGUAUCUUCGCAUACGCGUAUUAGGGGAGGCAAGUACAAGUCAAAAGGAGUCAAACUUUUUAUUAGACAACAAAAAUUCUUCAGCUGCUGCUAUUAGAUCAAGGAGGCAUGCUUCCGAGACAUCUCUAGAACCUUCUAGAAUCCCAGAGGAGGGAAUCACAGACGACAGGUGGACAGAACCAGAUGGUUUAGAAGAAGAUAACGAAACUCAUGAUGGGAAGACAAGGGUAAAUGACCGAAGUAACCCUGGAAAGAAUCGAGGAUUGUUAAGGUCUAGAGGGAAAGGCAGAGUGAAUGAAGGUGGUGUGGAGAAUGAACAUGCUCUUAAUUCUCCAGGGUCUGGAAUUAGAUUAGGGGGACAAGGACAGGGGCAGGGGCAAGGAAGGAAUUUUAGGGACAAAAGUUUGGUAAAGAGUGUGGAGUUAAAACGUGUGGCUGAUUCUAAAAAGUUGUCUGGAAGGGUAGGUGGUGAUCUUAUGAUUGUUGAAAGAGAUGAUAGUGAUGACUGUUUUCAAGAUUGUAAAGUUGGAUCAAAGGAUAUUUUUGAGAUUGUUAAAAUGGCUGUAAGAGCUGCUGAAGCUGAAGCUAGAACAGCAAAUGCUUCUCUGGAAGCCAUUAAAGCUGCUGGUGAUGCUGCUGCUGAACUUGUUAAAACUGCAGCUUUGGAGGAGUUUAAAAAGUCAAACAAUGAAGAUGCUGCAGUUCUAUCUGCAUCGCAAGCUGCCUCUACAGUUGUGGAUGCAGCUAACGCUACUGAAGUUUGUAGGAACCAUAACACAGGUGUGAGUGAGUCAGCUAAUUCAAAAGAUCCAGAACCUGAAACCAAUGAGGAAACUGAAGAGUUUUUCAUUCCUGAUGCUGAAUCCUUAGCAAAACUAAGGGAAAAAUUCUGUAUUCAGUGUCUUGAAAUUUUAGGAGAAUAUAUUGAGGUUCUUGGCCCUGUGUUACAUGAAAAAGGAGUAGAUGUUUGUCUUGCAUUGUUGCAAAGAAAUUCUGAUCUUAAAGAGCCAUCACAGAUUGCAGUUCUUUUGCCUGAUGUGUUGAAAUUGAUCUGUGCUUUGGCUGCACAUCGGAAAUUUGCUGCAUUGUUUGUGGAUCGUGGUGGUAUACAAAAACUUCUUGCACUUCCGAGAACGCCCCUCACAUUUUCUGGCCUCUCUUCUUGUCUAUUUGCAAUUGGUUCACUUCAGGGAAUAAUGGAGCGUGUAUGUGCUCUUCCUUCAGAAGUCAUCCACCAACUAAUCUCACUAGCACUCCAACUCCAGGAAUGCCCACAAGACCAAGCAAGAAAAAACUCCGCCUUAUUUUUCGCCUCUGCCUUCGUUUUCCGAGCCGUAAUCGAUGCAUUCGACAACCAAGACGGCCUCCAAAAGCUUCUAAACCUCUUAGGCGAAGCCGCAUCCGUAAGAUCCGGCGCCACAUCAGCAUCCGUGGGCCCCUCCGCUACAAACCCACUGCGGACCCCACCGGAAGUGCUGACAUCAUCAGAAAAACAAAUCGCUUACCACACAACUGUUGCGUUACGCCAGUAUUUUAGGGCGCACCUUUUGUUGCAGGUGGACUCGAUUCGGCCUAAUAAGAAUCUUAAAAGUGCUCCACGGAAUAUUCCCAGCUCUAGGGCGGCUUAUAAGCCACUUGAUAUUAGUAAUGAGGCUAUCGAUGCGGUGUUUCGUCAGAUACAGAAGGAUCGAAAGCUUGGGCCCGCGUUUGUCAGAGCCAAUUGGCCUGCUGUUGAAAAGUUUGUCAAUUGUAAUGGGCAUACUACCAUGUUGGAAUUGUGUCAGGCACCACCUGUUGAGAGAUAUUUGCAUGAUUUGCUUCAAUAUGCAUUGGGUAUCCUGCAUAUUGUUACAUUGGUUCCUAAUAGUCGGAGAAUGGUAGUGAAUGCUACUCUGAGUAAUGAUCGUUUAGGUAUAGCGGUUAUUCUUGAUGCAGCAAAUGGUGCUGGUUUUGUUGAUCCUGAGAUUAUUCAGCCAGCACUAAAUGUUUUGGUGAAUCUUGUCUGCCCUCCACCAUCAAUCAGUAUGAAGCCAACAAUGCCAGGAGGACAAGGACAGAUGUCAUCCACCCAACCAUCAAGUUCAAACCCUCCUUCCACAUCAGAGCCAGCUGUCAACCUGAAUGGAGAAUCCACCGGGGGGCAGGCGACACCUGGCGCCUGCUCUGGACUAGUUGGUGACCGGAGAAUCUCAUUAGGCGCCAAACAAGGCGGUCCUUCUUCCGGGCUUGCUGCACAGAUGGAACAAGGGUACCGCCAAGCAAGAGAGGUGGUUCGAGCCAAUAACGGUAUCAAAGUUCUGCUUCAGCUCCUCCAGCCACGGAUUAUCACACCAUCUACCGCCCUUGACUGCCUUCGUGCUCUCGCCUGCAGAGUUUUGCUUGGUUUAGCAAGAGAUGAUACCAUUGCUCACAUUUUAACAAAACUUCAGGUUGGGAAAAAGUUAUCAGAGCUUAUUAGGGAUUCGGGUAGCCAGAUGCCAAGUGGCGAACAGGGAAGGUGGCAGACAGAACUAUCUCAGGUUGCAAUUGAGCUGAUGGCGAUUGUUACAAAUUCAGGGAGAGCAAGUACAUUGGCUGCUACUGAUGCUGCUACUCCUACUCUGAGGAGAAUUGAGAGAGCUGCUAUAGCUGCUGCUACUCCUAUUACUUAUCACUCUAGGGAGCUUUUACUGCUGAUUCAUGAGCACCUACAAGCAUCUGGUUUAUCGACAACCGCAGCUCAACUUCUAAAAGAAGCUCAAUUAACACCUUUACAAUCAUUAGCCGCCCCUUCAUCUCUCGCAUACCAAACCUCCGGUCAAGAAACCGCAUCACUACAAAUCCAAUGGCCCUCCGGCCGCUCCUCUUCCGGCUUUCUCACUAAAGAAAAAUCCAAACCACAAGACGAUCUAAACCACUCAUCUUUCUCCUCAAAAAGACGACCUUUAGUUUUAUUAUCCCCAACAACCGCCAAAACCACCAACUCCUCAAAAAAACCACCCAUACCUCCGACAUCAGAACCUCCCGCCACCUCAGAAGUGGAUAAUUCUGAUUGUAUCCUCAAAACCCCAAUCAUAUUACCCCUGAAACGGAAGCUCACCGAGUUGCGUGACUUUGGACCAUCAUCAUCGAGCAAAAGACUCAACACCAGCGACCUUGGAUUCCGGUCUCCGGUGGGUCCCACACCUACUACCAACCGGAAAAACACUUUACUAGGUGACACUCCGUUCUCCUCUAGAACACCGGGAACCGUUGUAUCUGACAAUUUAGAUGAUAAUAACGCACACAGCCACGGGAUUGCUGACACGCAAGCGAAUCCCGAGCGGUUAACCUUGGAUUCAAUCGUGGUUAAUUAUUUAAAACACCAACACCGCCAGUGCCCAGCUCCGAUCACCACCCUACCGCCGCUCUCUCUCCUCCACCCACACGUCUGUCCCGAAUCAAAACGCAGCCUCGACGCACCAUCAAACAUCACCGCCCGCCUCAACACCCGUGAAUUCAGAAACAUGUAUGGCGGCAUCCAUGGCAGCCGCCGCGACCGCCAGUUCGUGUACAGUAGAUUCCGGCCAUGGCGCACAUGUAGAGACGACACUGGCGUGUUACUCACCUGCAUCACAUUCCUUGGCGACUCCUCCCAAAUUGCCGCCGGUAGCCACUCCGGUGAACUCAAAGUCUUUGAUUCAAACACCAACAACAUGCUCGAAAGCAGCCCUGGCCACCAGUUCCCGUUAACCAUGGUUAAAUCUUUCAUCUCCGGGGACACACAGUUACUUCUCUCUUCAAGCUCACAUGAUGUGAGAUUGUGGGACGCGCCCUCAGUGUCUGCGGGACCCAAAUACUCGUUUGAUGGGAUUAAGGCUGCGACAUUUAGUCAUUGUGGGACGAUGUUUGCGGCUUUGUCUUCUGAGUUAUCAAGACGCGAGAUUUUGUUGUACGAUGUUCAAACGUGUAAAUCUGAUUUGAAACUUACGGAUCCAUCUUCUAAUGCUUCAAGUAAAGGACACGCUUAUUCUCAGGUUCAUUUUAGUCCUUCGGAUAUUAUGCUUCUGUGGAAUGGCGUGUUGUGGGACCGGAGAGUUCCGGGCCCCGUUCACCGGUUCGACCAGUUUACCGAUUAUGGUGGUGGUGGAUUUCAUCCUGCUGGAAACGAGGUAAUUAUAAAUUCAGAAGUGUGGGAUCUACGAAACUUCAGGCUUCUUCGGAGUGUCCCAUCUUUAGAUCAAACAGUAAUCACAUUCAACGCAAGUGGCGAUGUCAUAUACGCAAUCCUAAGAAGAAAUCUAGAAGAAGUGACAUCAGCGUUCCAAACUCGCCGAGUCAAACAUCCUCUGUUUUCCGCUUUCCGAACAAUCGACGCAGUCAACUACUCAGAUGUCGCCACCUGUCCUGUCGACCGAUGCGUUCUUGAUUUCGCUACCGAACCGACUGAUUCCUUUGUCGGUCUUGUCACGAUGGACGAUCAGGAUGAGAUGUAUUCGUCUGCCCGGGUUUAUGAAAUCGGGCGGCGGAAACCGACCGAUGAUGAUUCCGACCCUGAUGAUGCGGAGAGUGAGGAGGAAGAUGAGGAUGAUGAUGACGAGGAUAUUGAUGAUGAUGCGUUGUUGGCAAAUGAUGAAGAUGGUGAUAUGAGUAAUGAUGAGGAUAGUUUGAGUGAUCUUGAUGAUGAUGAGGAUGGGGAUGAUGAUGAUGACGAUGAUGAUGAUGGGGAUUUUGUGAUGGAUGGGGUGGAUUUUGGUGGUGGUGGGAUAUUUGAGAUUUUGAGUGAGGAUGGAGAGGAAGGGGAUGAUGAAGAUGAUGAUGAGAUGAUUGAGUCUUUGAGUAGUGGAGAUGAGGAUUUUAUUGGAGGAUUUUAAGUUAUAUGAGAGUGAGUGUAUUAUAAAGUUGAUUUUAGGAAAGAAGAACGAAAAGAACAGACUUUUUCUUUAUCUUCAAAGUUUUGAUGAAAUUGGUGGUUUUUAUUCACAAAGGGAGGCAUUGUAUCAGUUAA